CGGUGAGUUGACGACGAUCUAGCACGUGCAGUGUACACGCGACCGCGUGAGCGUGACCUACUAUUGGCGCUUUGGAUAAACGUUGUUUUGCUCACGUGGGAGUACCUUGUCAGAUUGUUUCCUGAACUAAGGCGUAAUUUCCCAGUUAUAGAAUAAAAUAUUGAUCAAGAAGUUCUUACGUGAUUAUCAACCAUAUUAUAGUGGCAAAUAAUCAUUAGUUAAUUGAUUAGUUUGAAAACAAUCUUUCGUGUAUUUAUUAUUGUGUUUAAAAAAAGUUGUUGUUGGUUAUAUGUGCAUAAAAUCGUUUAUGGGAAUUUAUAACUACAAUUAAUUAUUCUCACCCAUGUGGAAUACAAAAUGGAAUGGGUCCUUCGAAGUCCACAAAUUCACAGUACAUUCAGCAACCUCGGAUUUUUACAUGCAGAUGGAUAUCACGUGAACGAAAAUUGCAAUGCUGCGCUGGAGACAAUUCUUCACAAUAUCCUGACAGAGGACAAAUAUCUACGUACAUAUCGUAGAAGUAUAAGCUUUGGACAAAACAUCAAGAAAGACUUAAUACCUCUUUUAAUUCAUGCCAAAGAAGAUGCAACUAUAGAACUACUAAUUAGAAUACUAGUAAAUCUAACAAUUCCUAUAGAGUGUUUACUAUCUGUUGACGUCAUAUCUAGAAAUGAUUUCGGAAGGCAUACUAUUUUCGAAAUUAAUAACUUGCUUGCUUCCACAAAGGUGGCUUUCACGGAUCACCGUGCGACUAAAGUGGUUAUAGACUUCUUAAAGAAAAAUGUUGAUUGCGAACAAAAAUCUAAGUUAACGUCAGAGCAAUGCACAAACAUAAGUAACAGUCUCUUGUUACUUCGGAACAUUUUACACAUACCAGAGGAACCCAGUGGCCAAAGCCCUAGUUAUAAUGGGCCUCACGCUGUGCAGAAUCAAAUUUUAUGGAAUAUAUUUAGCCAAAGUAUCGAUAAAAUUCUCAUUAAGUUAAUGAUUAUUCCUGAUGCGAAUAAAUGGGCAGUAACAAUGGUUCAAUUAAUAGCAUUGCUGUAUAAAGAUCAACAUGUCGUGACCUUACAUAAACUGCUCAAUUUAUGGAUAGAAGCUUCAUUAUCUGAGAGUUCAGAAGAUAAUGAGAGCAAUACAUCUCCACCAGAUCGAGGUAGCGACUCGUCACCGAUGUGCACGUCUGAGCCGACAUCGGAUUCAUCAGACACGGGUGGCAGCGGCAAGAGUAAUGAUGAUCCUAAUUCUGUUAAUAAGGAUUGGGAUGCGUCUUCUCAAAUGAACAACACAAGUGAGAAUGGUAAUCCACCGUUUCAGACAACCGAAGAAAAAGAAUCGGAUAACGAAGAUAAAAAUAAUUCAAUAGAAAGUAACAACGAUGAGAUUGUGCAGUCCGAUAACGGACAGUCGUCGUCUUGUAGUGGAGGCGCCCAGUCCAGCAGAAACGGCCAGGGGCAACAGCCAGGAAACACUGAAAAGAAAACUGUGAUAUCAGAAAAUUCUGAUUGCGGUUACGGCACACAAAUUGAAAAUCAAGAGUCAAUAUCGACAUCAAGCAAUGAAGACGAGUUGCCAUCAAAGAAACCUGUUCAUCAAAAGCCUCAUAACCCUAAGCAAAGGGUAAACAACAAGGCUCGCUCCGGCGUUACCAUGCAAGACAGGAAGAGGAAGAAAAUAGUCAAGAGAGGCAAAUCUAAUAUAAUCAACGUCCAAGGAUUAUCCCAUAAGACGCCGACGGAUGAUGAUAUAUCCAAUGUUUUAAAAGAGUUUACCGUUGAUUUCCUUUUGAAGGGUUAUAACUCGUUAGUACAGACACUUCACAACCAAAUUUUGUCCAAUCUCCAACUAGAAAUAGACACAUCACAUUUCUUUUGGUUGGUCACUUACUUUCUGAAGUUCGCCACGCAAAUUGAAUUGGAUUUGGAAAAUGUCAGCUCGGUGUUGUCUAUUGAUAUAGUGUCUUACCUGACCGCUGAAGGGGUCAAUCUAUGUGAACAAUUUGAGUUGGCUAUAAAAUUAGAUGGCAACGACUUAAAACCCAAUAUCAGACGCCUCCAUUUAGUCGUUACGGCUAUAAGGGAAAUAAUACAGGCUAUAGAUGUGUAUAAAAAGUUUUCUCACAUCUGCAAGGAGGAUCAGGAGGCGCUUCUCAAAUUACAACUUAAAAUGUGCGAGACUGAAGAGCUCAGAUCGCUUCUUGUUUUGCUAUUACGUCACUACAAUCCAAAAUAUCACUCAAAGCAAUAUCUCCAGGAUGUGAUAGUGACAAACCACAUCUUACUCAUGUUUCUCGACAAUGCAAUGAAAUUGCCGGAAUACAAUGGCUCCACGAACAUGCUUGACCAUAUCAGACAGUUUGCCUCAUCUGAAAUAAUGUAUCAGUAUGGAUUGCUAUUGGAGGACUACGCCGGUAACGGAGAGUUCGUCAACGACUGCAUAUUCACGCUUAUGCACCACGUCGGAGGAGAGCUUGAAAGUUUGAUAACUUUAUUCCAACCCAAGAUCUUGAAGACUUUUACUUCUAUAUGGAAGUCUGAAUUCGAAAUUUGUGAUGAUUGGUCGGAUCUAAUCGAGUAUGUAAUAAAUACUUUCAUCAAAAAACCUCAUUCUCUGCAAAGUUCGGCUAACUUUAGACUUGACAUUGAAAAUUUCGAUGAUGUCAAAAUUAUACCAAAGCCAACGGUUGCUCCUCCAGCGCAGAGCAAGUCGGAAACUGUUGAGGCUGAAGAGAAGAAGCCCACCACUAAAAGUAACACAAGCUGCAUCUCAAAUGGAAAAGGAGAGUCCAGGUGGACAGAAGACGAAUUAUCAUCCUUAAGUUGGAAUUAUAUGCAAUGCAGUGCUUUACCUGAUGUAGUUGGCGAGAUCAUCACGCUGUAUAAAGAAGAUGGAAUCAUUAAAUCGCGAGAUUCAGUCAUCAAAGAGCUUUACACUCAAAAUCUUAUAAACAAAGAAGAUUAUGAUAAGUUUGUGAAAGGUGAAAACGACAGGAAUAUAAAAACUGUACAAGUUAUGAAAGAGAUGAGAGACGACGAAAUAAACAAGCUUUGUGAACAGCUUACGCAAGAUGGAAAGUCUAAGUUCCUUGAUUGGGUUCAAAAAGUAUUGUUGGAGACCUGCUUUGCUAAGAUAUAUUUAGAUAAACUGGCAAGAAAAAGUGAAGGCGACAAUACUAUAGAAGAAAAUGAAACUAAAUUAAGCAAGUUGAAGAAAUCAAAUGAUUUGCAUAUACUGUCUCCAGUAUCGUAUCACUCUCUGCUUAUGAACCAAUCUAUCCCACUGGUGCCUUGGAACUGCAAGCAGGCAUCUAUUUGUAAAGAUCUGAAGUUUUUGCAGCUGCUGCAUAAGUUAGGGUUCCACAUGCCUGUAGAUUCCGGCAAAGUUUUUAUCCGAAUACCUCAUUUCUGGACCGCAGAUUUCUUAUAUGACGUAGCCGGAAAGAUCUCGCCUAUAGAUAAAUCUAAACUCAAGUUCUCUAUAAAUGAUAUAUCAGACAGCAGUAUUUCAAACUCGAUGCAACAAGAAAACCUGUUGUUAUUGCCUGAUCUUACAAAAGAUAUCAGUAUGAUUGAAAAUUCUGACAACUUUUAUCAGAUCCACAAACAAAAGCACCUAGCCACCAUGGUUAAUUUUACGCCAAUGCCUAGCUCUUCGUUUAAUUCGGAAGGUGGUGAUGUUGAUAAACACAACUGGUUGGAAGUGGUGCAAAAAUCACAAGAGUACAAAAUAGCCUUAAACUUGGGAAGUAGUAUCAUUAAAAGUGACGAGGAAGCGCAAUCGGACAUCGUUAACCUGCAGCAGCUGCCUGUAAAGGACAUGGAAGUGUCAGUACCCCCGCUCCUGCUGGCCACGGGGCCUGUGGCCAUCGGUUCUACCGCGACUGUGACGGGCGCUUCCUUCCCGGCCUCCGGGCUCAUGAUGCCAACCAUCAUGAGCAUCAAACAAGAAACCACACACUUCAAUCUGCCCGUCCCGGACUCGGAACAUUACAGUGUUUGCGAGACGGCGUCGGUUGCUUCGGAUCUCACGCGGAUGUACGUGUCAGAUGAGGAUGAAAAACCAGAAGUAGUGCGGCCCAUUAUUGCAGUCAACCCUAUCCACGAUGAAAGUGAUGAAUUGUGCGGUGAUUUAGACGACGAUAAUUCGGGGAAGCGGCCAAGAGUGAAUUAUUUUUCUUCGUUUUAAAGAAAUGUAUACCCACCGUUUUAUUAAUAACUAAAAUAAAAUUGUAGGCAGUACGCUGAAGUAAUUAAUCAAAAGAGGAAUCGAAUUUACUUUAUUCUUUUUUUUAUAAUUCUGGUUACUUGUUGUUACCAUUAUGUAUUUGCGUACAGAUAAAUAUAUACGAUAUAUACAUAUAUUGCGUACUAAAUAUAAGAUUAAAUCUAUCGUUUGUUUUUUUUACAAGAGAAUGGGAUGUCUUACUUUGGCGGUGUAACGAUUUAUGUAAUAAGCAUAUUGUAUUAAAUAUUUCACAACUUAAUCAUUGUGUAAUGCUACGGUAAAAGGUAAAAGGGUUACACCUCCCCGUCACGCGUUUAUUACUUUGUGCAUUCCUAAAUUUUAAGAUAAUUUAAAUUUGUAAGAAUAUAUUAACUAAAAUUAUGUUGCUCUUAUUUACCAAUUCCUCAUACUUCAAAUGGUAUACAUACUAUAGGUAUGUCGAUUGCAUAGUGAAUGAAUUCGUUUGCUUUUACAUUUUCAACUCAAUGUGAUAAUGAUAUUGACAGUGGAAAUAAAUAAAAAUAUUAUAGAUUACA
Spodoptera exigua (beet armyworm) is the source of this 4760-nucleotide messenger RNA. NCBI's taxonomy places the organism in Eukaryota, Metazoa, Arthropoda, Insecta, Lepidoptera, Noctuidae. The record is from the annotation of a GenBank genome assembly.